This is a messenger RNA of Pochonia chlamydosporia 170, 1920 nucleotides long. Its product is annotated as arginyl-tRNA synthetase. The transcript has 13 exons. The coding region runs from base 1 to 1920 and encodes 639 amino acids. Gene Ontology annotation, biological process: arginyl-tRNA aminoacylation; mitochondrial translation. NCBI's taxonomy places the organism in Eukaryota, Fungi, Ascomycota, Sordariomycetes, Hypocreales, Clavicipitaceae. Gene Ontology annotation, cellular component: cytoplasm; mitochondrion. Gene Ontology annotation, molecular function: arginine-tRNA ligase activity; ATP binding. The record is from RefSeq and is a predicted model, not a curated record.
AUGGCCCAGAUGAACAUUAUGGACCAGCUUGCCCAACGGGUUGAAGGGUUAUCGCUCGCCGGCCUCGCGCAGAAGUAUCCAACUGCCCACCCUGAGAUCAAUCCCCUUGACCUAUAUCGGGCACAUCUUAGCGAUGUCAUGUCCAAGAUAUCCGGCGUCGAGACCUCCAUCAUUUAUCCUGUGGUGAUGUGGACUCAGGGUCUUGACAAGGGUGAUUUCGUCGUGGCAGUUCCUGCACUCCGGAUCAAGGGCCAAAAACCUGACGUCUUGGCCCAAGAGUGGGCCGAGAAGUUCCCUGAGGACGACCCUCUGUUCAAAAAGCCUGCACUUAGCGGACACUUCAUGUCCUUCUUUCUCAAGGGAGAACCCCUUGUCGAAUCCAUCAUUCCUUUGGUGAGGAAAGCCGGAAAGAGCUUCGGUAAAAACCAUUUCAACGGUCUUCGGGAUCCCAAAGACCCUGCCUCUGGCCAGAAACGCAUUAUCGUUGAAUUCAGCUCCCCAAAUGUUGCCAAGCCGUUUCACGCCGGUCAUCUUCGAUCUACCAUUAUUGGCAGUUUCAUUGCCAACGUCUACGAGGCAAGUGGAUGGGACGUCAUCAGGAUGAACUACCUCGGAGAUUGGGGCAAGCAAUAUGGACUAUUGGCUCUGGCGUACGAGCGAAAUGGGGAUGAGGAAGCACUCAAGAAGAACCCCAUUGACCACCUGUUUAAGCUGUACGUCCAGAUCAACGCAGAGAUGAGCGCUGAGAAGGAAGCUAUUGAGGAGCAGAAGAAGGAGGGCAAAGAUGUUAGUGCCAUGGAAGCCAACAGCCUCGAUGAGCAAGCCCGCCAAUACUUUAAGCGCAUGACCGACAGGGAUGAGGCUGUCCUUGACCAAUGGCAGCGAUUCAGGGACCUUAGCAUCGCUCGAUAUAAAGAAACAUACUCUCGCCUUAACAUCCAGUUUGACGAAUUCAGUGGUGAAAGCCAGGUAUCUGAGGAGUCAAUGGCCAAAGUGGCAGAGGAGAUGAAGGAGAAGGACAUUUCUCGAGAAGACAAAGGUGCUGUUCUGGUGGAUUUUACGCAGCUCCUCCCUGGCAAGGAGGGGAAGAGGCUCGGAACCACCGUUCUCCGGAAACGAGAUGGCACAGCACUCUAUCUGACUCGUGACGUCUGCGAAUUACUUGGGCGUUAUGAGAAGUACAAGUUCGACCACAUGAUUUAUGUUGUUGCAAGCCAACAGGACCUCCAUCUUAAACAACUCUUCCAGAUCAUCGAGCUACUCGGAUAUAAAGACAUUGCCAAAAAGUGUCAGCACAUUAAUUUUGGACUGGUCUUGGGCAUGAGCACGCGAAGGGGAACUGUCAAAUUCUUGGAUGAUAUUCUAAAGGACUGCGCGGAUCAUAUGCACGAGACCAUGAAGAAGAAUGAAGAGAAGUACGCUCAGAUUGAGAACCCAGUGGCCACGGCAGACACUCUCGGUAUCAGCAGUGUGAUGUGCCAGGACAUGAGUGGAAAGAGGAUAAACAACUACACAUUCAACAUGGAUGCCAUGACCUCUUUUGAAGGCGACACUGGUCCUUAUCUUCAGUAUGCACAUGCCCGACUUUGCUCUAUCAAGCGUCGUGCGAACCUCACGGACGAAGAUUUGGACAGUGCCAACUUGUCCCUGUUGAAGGAGGAUUAUGCUGUCAACAUUGUGCGCAUGCUGGUACAAUGGCCGGACGUUUUGCAAAAUGCUCUGAAGACAUUGGAACCAACAAACGUCCUCACAUAUCUGUUCCGAAUGACGCAUGUUAUCAGCAGCAGUUAUGACCACCUGCAAGUUGUUGGUAGUGAACGGGAGCUAAUGAAGGCCCGUAUGGCACUAUAUGACGCGGCACGAUCUACGUUGGCGAAUGGAAUGCGCAUUCUGGGUCUGACGCCACUUGAAAGGAUGUAA